AUGAAAGGUCGAUUCUAUGGGCUUAGCUACACAGACCCACGUUUCUUUUCAGUGAUUCCUCGCCAUUUCCUGCCCCACAUCAAGAGUCCAUGCUGGUACCAGGAGCUCUCCGGUGAUAUUGGCACGGACCCGUACAAGAACAACCGCUUCAGUCUCCACUCCAAGAGUUUCAAGAACGUGUGUGACCACAUGAGAGCCAGAUUCCACCAGAAUGUGUGCGACAGAGACGGGAAACGCUUUCGCCUGCGCUGCUUGCCGUACUUUUACAUCAUUGGUCAGCCAAAGUGUGGCACUACAGACUUGUUUCACAGACUCUUGAUGCUUCCAGAGCUUAAAUUUAACACCAUAAAGGAGCCACACUGGUGGACCAGGAAACGCUUCGGUUAUAUCCGUUUCAAAAAAGGCUUCCAGGAGCGUUUUCCGAUAGAGGAUUACCUGGAUCUGUUUGACUUGGCAGCCAUCAACAUCCAAGUAGGAAUCAGUGGAAAUUCAUCUGGAGAGCAUCGUGCAAAUGAGAUCAUAACAGGGGAAGCCAGCGCUUCGACUAUGUGGGACAAUCAAGCCUGGAGUUAUCUCCAUGGAAACCAGGAGCAGACAGAACCUCCAUUCCUAGCUCAGGACUUCAUCCAUGCAGUCCAGCCUGGCGCCAAGAUCAUUGUAAUACUUAGGGAUCCAGUUGAGAGGCUUUACUCCGACUACUUGUACUUUACCUUGGCCAAUAAGUCUGCAGAGGAUUUUCAUCAGAAGGUGUUUGAGUGUGUCCAGUUGUUUCAGUCCUGUCUCUCUGAGAGGUCGCUGCGAUCAUGCGUCUACAACACCAGCCUUUUCAACGCCAUGCCGGUGAGACUCACACUGGGAAUGUACUUUGUUUUUCUCCUGGACUGGCUGACUAUUUUCCAAAGAGAGCAGAUUCUAGUUCUUCGACUGGAGGACUACGCAGCCAACCUCAGAAAAACUCUCAAGACAGUGUUUGAUUUUCUCGGUGUGGGCCCGCUGUCAGAGCAAGUGGAGGCAUCGCUGACCAAACGUCCAAUGUCCAACACGCGCCGGGCGAAAGACAGGAUCCUUGGUCCCAUGCUGCCAGCAACCAGGAACCUCCUCAGUCAGUUUUACCAGCCGUUUAACAGGAAACUGGCCAGCAUUUUGAACCAAACGUCUUUUCUCUGGAGUUACAGCUGAAGCAGCCUGAGCAGGAAUGAAAUCGAAUGGAGUUGAAAGAUCAGAGAGAAAUGUGACAGCAGACUGCAGUAAAACGCCUGAAGUGACUCUACAGUGAAAUAACUGAUGCUCAUGGCUCUUUGAAAGGACACUUCAAGUCAAUAUGAAAACGAAGUAAACAAACUCUCAUUUCACAAAGUGCAUUCUUAGAGUUCAUGCGACAACAUGCCUGAAUAGUUUCCACCUAAUUUAUAACUGAGAAGAACGAGUUAAGUGUCUUGUAAUAGUUUGUUUUGAACAUGUGCAAAUGAACAGAAUUUGUUUCGCUUUGUUUAUUUCUGUCACAUUUGGUUUUAAGGUUUGAAAACCUAACAUCAAAACACAGUUCAGGGGAUUGUAAUUAAAAAAAAUAUAUAUGAUUUUCAUAUUGAACUGCAUAUUUUCUGUUGUGGAUGUUACUUGGAUUACAAAAAAAACAAUAAAAUGAACAAUGGUGAAAAGAGGGUCAUAUAAAGUGAAACUUUAAAACUGUAAACAGGAAACUGAAGAAUAGACUGUGAUUUAGGUGGAUUCCACAAUGUAGUCUGUUGAUGACGGGCUUAGCCAGUCUAAUUUAUGAUAAAGACAAGAACAAAAUUUGGAUCAGAGACAACUAUAGAUGAGCUUAAAGGAAUUCAAAAGUGUGAGACUACAACUCUUAGGGUUGUGCUGUAGAUUUCUGUUUGGUGCUGUUUAAUAAUGGGUCUCCAAGUCCACACUGUAUGUUCUUUAAUCAACAAAAGCAUUUUCAAGGUUUUCAGAGACAGUCCCUAAGAACUGAAUUGGCUUAAAUUGAAAUGUGGAAAAAAAAAAAAGGUUUCAGGUUCUGUAGUUACCGACACACAUGAAAGUACAGACACUGAUCACAAGAGGGCACUAAAAUUCAGAUCAAAGCUAAACAUUCACUGCAAAUUAGAACCCAUUGCUGAAUUUAUUGUGACAUUUGUCUACAUAUUAGAAACUUGACUCUUUCUAAUAAAAACCAAAACACACCACACUUAAAAAAAACAGAACACAUUUCUAUUUGAGUGUUAUUGGCUUUUAUUUUAUUUAUCUUUACAGUCUAGUUUGCAGAUUUAUAUCACAUUUAUCUUGACACAUAUCUAGGUGAAAGACUGAAAGUUAUGUUAAAUCACGCACAAUUCCAAUUAUUGUAUCAUAAAACAAUAAUAAUCCAUAACUUUUCCUAUAUUUUGUUUCUAUCAAAAAGAAGAGCGUGGCCACAAUAGGAUCCACUGCCACUUGUUUGUUUAAAGCCUCAUGAAGAAAGUCUGUAUUUUCCACAAGAAUGGUUCAAGGACUUCCACAAACAAGCAAAGAUAAUUACUAGAUAAGAGAGUACAAACAGUGUCUUUUUACUGUACUAUUUAUUAAAAUGUUAAGGGUGUCAUGGACAACCUGUCAGCAAAACUACUGAGACUUACGGAUUGUCUUCUUUGUGUUAUGUCUGUCAUAAUCCUGUUCAGGAAUUUUAAAGAGAUCAAAAGGUUUGAGGUUAUCAAAAUUUAGCACUUUCUGACUUAUCUUAAGUGAGGAAGAAGUGAUCUAGCUGGUUCUAAACAAAAGGAGAUAAAACAUGGUCAGAGAAGUUCAGGAGAGAAAUUUAAAAUGUAAACAUACUGUAUUGAUCCCAAAAGGGAAAAAUGAUUUCCUAAACAGGUACAUUAUUGACAGAUUACAUCAUCAAUUACAUAAGAUUGUCUGGACAAUAUGUUUCUUAUAAUCUCCAGUAGAUGUGUGUUCAGUGUGUAUAUGUGUGGAGAACAUCCAAUAGUGUCUUAUCUUCUGAAAACGCUUCCUGCCAGGUUUGACCCAGCCUUUGUGAAAGAUGCUGGUGCACAGCUGAUUUCUCACACACUCCUGUCGCUCCAAACUGUCACUCAGCGUAGUAUUCAUAAACAACAAUUCUACCUCUUCAAUAGCUUUCUGUUUUUAUUAAGUCAGAGGGUUAGAAAUGAGAUGUUUGUGCACAUGGUGGGAUGUAAGUGAACAUGAAGAUGUGGUUAAGUGGAUGGAAUGUUGUUAUGAUUAACACAUUUUCCUCUUAUAUAUAUAUAUAAACCUCUAGUAUAUUAUCUGCCUCUAAUAAA
Messenger RNA from Gambusia affinis (western mosquitofish), 3287 nucleotides. Its product is annotated as carbohydrate sulfotransferase 15-like. Gene Ontology annotation, molecular function: N-acetylgalactosamine 4-sulfate 6-O-sulfotransferase activity. Gene Ontology annotation, biological process: hexose biosynthetic process. Lineage: Eukaryota; Metazoa; Chordata; Actinopteri; Cyprinodontiformes; Poeciliidae. The record is from RefSeq and is a predicted model, not a curated record. The transcript has 8 exons. Bases 1 to 1179 code for a protein of 392 amino acids.